AUCUCAUGCAACAUUUACUUAAUGUUGAAUAAUUAGACUGAGUAGAUAAUUGGUGAGAGGAAAGGUGAUGAUGGGUCAACUGAGCAAUGUUGAGGGACCUGGUCAUAUGUUCUGGAUGGAUGAUCAUGAUAAUUUGCCUACUGAUGUCUGAAGUUCUCCAGAGAAAAAAAGUAUUGAACAUAUUUGAACAACAAUAGAUAGCCUACUAAGGAACAUUGCCAGCAACAUUGCUGGAAAAGUUGUCAGCUUAACUGAACGGCAACAUAAUACUGCUGUGGUUUGGGUAAAUAGUUCUUGGAUUCUAUAGUUUGUGGCCUGUCGUUCGUAUGGUGUAACACUACCUUUCUUAGAAGUGAGAUUGCUGCUAUGAGAGGGAAGGUUAUAUGUUAAAUUAGCCUAUAAUGAAAACAUUCGUGUAGGAACUCUGAGAAGUAAUUGCGUCAACACGGAAACAAUUUAGUGGUACUCAAUGGGAGGGUCGUGCAGUGACUGACAGGACGCCUGAGCAGUAAGCAAUGAUGGUGCUUUCAGACUUCGAUUCCACUGACCAAUUACAUAGCCAAGCGCCAGAAGAUCUAGCGCUGGAGCAUGUUCACUUAUGUCCUUUAAAAAAGAAACGGUGUGGACAAAUUGGUGGAACAGAUUCCCUCAUGUGCACUUGUCAGCGCUACAUUGUAAUGGCAUACUGGAAUGUUGUCUUACAGCAUGUGAAAAUGUAUCUGUACUAGGCUACUGUAUCGAGCGGUACCCAUAGACUGUAAAAAAGUUAUUCACUUGGUUGGUAAUUUAGGAGGUUGGUUGUGUCACACUGCUACGACCUGAGUGAUGUUUUGCAUAUGAUUCGUAUGGUAUGGUGCCGUAACUAUUAUCAUUGGGCUACAGUACAAUGUGAAGUUAUCCAAAGUGUCUGCUAAAUUUUCAUUUGAAAAAGUAGCAUAGGCUAGGCUACGGCGUUGGCGGAAUAGGAGAGAUGAGGAGGGCAUCUACCUUCCUUGCCAAAAUUGUAAGAUACUGCACCAUCACAAGAUGUAGGCCUAUCAACGGCGGUCCAGACAGUGGCGAGACCAUCUUUGCCUUGUCUUCAGGACAGGGCAAAUGUGGAGUGGCAGUGAUCCGGGUCAGUGGACCAGCCUCGACCCUAGCUCUCCGCAGUCUGACUGGUCCGAGUCAGAGUUUUCCGACCCCACGUAAAGCUCUGCUGCGUCACAUCAUACAUCCCCACUCUGAGGAAAUACUUGACCGUGGACUGGUCUUUUGGUUCCCUGGUCCUCAUAGCUUUACAGGGGAAGACAGUGCAGAGUUCCACAUACAUGGGGGUCCAGCUGUGAUCAGCGGAGUCCUGGGGGCACUAGGGAGUCUGCCCAGCCUGCGCCCAGCAGAGGCAGGAGAAUUCACACGGCGGGCCUUCCACGCGGGCAAGCUGGACCUGACGGAGGUGGAGGGGCUAGGGGACCUGAUCCAUGCCGAGACCGAGGCCCAGAGGAGGCAGGCCCUGAGACAGAUGGCUGGAGACCUGGGCCGCCUGUACCAUGACUGGAGCCAUCGUCUCACCCGGUGUUUGGCCCAUGUGGAAGCGUUCAUUGACUUCAGUGAGGAUGAGCUCAUCGAGGACGGGGUCUUAAAUCAAGUGGAUGAGUCCUUGUCUCAGCUGUUGCAGGAGAUUGAGGAGCACCUGAGUGACGAGCGCAAAGGAGAACGCCUACGCAGUGGCGUGCAGGUGGUGAUCGCCGGGGCAACCAACGCAGGCAAGAGCAGCCUGCUCAACCUGCUGUGCCAGCGCCCUGCAGCCAUCGUGUCUCCAGUGGCCGGGACCACCAGAGACGUAGUGGAGACGUGUGUGGACAUUGGCGGGUUUCCUGUCCUGCUCAGUGACACUGCGGGCUUAAGAGACACUCUGGAUAGUGUGGAGAGAGAGGGGGUGCGGCGGGCCCGUGAGAGGGUGCAGCAGGCCGACCUGGCACUGGUGGUGGUGGACUCCUCGCAGCUUCCCCGUGACCCCCGGCACAUCGUGGCCCACCUCGAUGGGCAGCUUGGCGAGGUUCUGUCUGGCCAGCAGGCCUCCCAGCUUUCCUGCCUCCUGGUGCUCAACAAGAGCGACCUCCUGUCAAAGGAGCAGUGCCGGAGCAUCCAGAGCGCCCUGAGGGAGAGCAGUGACCUGCCCCCCGCCUGCCUCCUGUCCUGCCACACCAACGGGGGGGUGAACGGGUUUCUAUCCGCCCUAAAGAACGCCGUGCAGAUUUUGUGCGGGGAUCCCCUGACCGGCGGGCCAAGCCUGACCCAGGCCCGGCACCGUGCCCACUUGAUGGAAUGUGUACGCUCCCUGACCCAGUACCGCCAGUACCGGGACGUGGACCUGGCCCUGGCGGCCGAGGGCGUCCGCUUGGCCCUCAUCGGCCUGGGCCGCAUCACUGGCAGGGUGGGGGCCGAGGAAAUUCUGGACAUUAUUUUCAGGGACUUCUGCAUUGGGAAGUGACCCAGCUGUUACAGCAGAGUUGAAACAGUGACUGUGUGUGUGUGUGUGUGUGUGUGGUAUGCACAUGUGUGUAUACUUAAUUUUUGUAAUAUAUUCAGUUUCAUUAUUAUUCAAGAUAAACUGGAAAUAAAAAAUAAGAGAAACCAA
Molecule: messenger RNA, 2620 nt
Organism: Alosa sapidissima (American shad)
Lineage: Eukaryota; Metazoa; Chordata; Actinopteri; Clupeiformes; Clupeidae
Gene: gtpbp3
Product: GTP binding protein 3, mitochondrial
Exons: 9
Coding region: 971-2473 (500 amino acids)
Biological process (GO): tRNA methylation; tRNA wobble uridine modification
Cellular component (GO): cytoplasm; mitochondrion
Molecular function (GO): GTP binding; GTPase activity; protein binding
Source: RefSeq, a predicted model, not a curated record